UAAAGACUAAUGCGAUGUUUUCUUUCUAUCUAGUUUUGACUACUGAAUUCUAUAUCCUAGUGUGGAAACUAUAGCUGUUAUCCCUUGAAAUGUUAUUAUUAUUCUAGCUUAACUGUCUGCAUAACAAUCUAUUUUAGUUUAAUAUAUACUUUAUCAUUUGUGAUUUAAUGUGUCUUUAAGUGAAUUCACUAUGGAUUUGUCCUUGGAAAAAAACACAGCUUACAUUGAACAAAUUGUAUCAUUUUUACCUAUUAUGAAGAUAGAAUGAAUUUUGAGAGAAACCAUCGAUCGUUUACUAAUCUAGGUGCAUUUAUUGGCCAAUAAGAAAAAACCUAUUUAUAUACAUACACCUACAAUUAUUUGUCCGCAAGAAGAACGCAUAUAUAAAUAAACCGUAGAUGUAUGCAUAGAGAACAUAUUCAUCUAACCGUGUAUAUACUGUAGUUACAUUCACCUAUACCAAUCACCAGUAAUAUGCAACCUUAAUCAUCGUUAAUUUUUCAUUCAGUAAACUAGUUACUCAACAAUGAUUAAUUGAUAAAUAAAUAGUUGUGAAUAAAAUCGACGGUUUUCUUUUCUUCUUUCAUCCAUCAAACAACAAAUUCAUUGUCUUUCUCAUUUGUUGAAAGGAUCUUCACAAAACCCCUUUCUUAUUUGUAUAAAUUUUGAAAUUGUAAAAAGAAAAACAAUAUUAUCCUAUUCUACGCAUAUAUCAAUUAGUGAAUAUGUUAUACGGUGGUCCUCUUGGUACUUAUCUUAGUGGUUUGUCAUCAUCAUCGUCAUCAUCUUCAACUAGUGGAAUAUCACAUCUUAAUUCAUCAAGUUCAGUAUAUAAUACAUCUGGUAAUAAUGCAAAUUAUUAUACUGGAACAAUAAGUGGAUUAAGACGUAGCAGUUCAAGAUAUCGAAAUUCUACAAGUGGUAAUAAUUUAUCAACAACAUCAACUCCAUUAAAUACUACUAGUAGUAGUAAUAUCAGUAAUAGUAAUAAUAGUAGUAGUACUGUAAGUGGAACUAAUCCAUAUUCAUCUUAUUAUACACCACCAGUAAGAAGAAAAUAUGGAACACCUGAAACGGAAACUCCAAAGCCAUCACGGUAUUUAACACGUACACAAGGUCUUUCAAGUAAUAGUGGGAGUAGUAUUGGCAGUGUUGGUGUAGGCAGCAGUUGUAGUUCAACUGGUACAUCAACUUCAUCUUAUUCAGGACUUCCACAAUAUCCACGUAGGUCACCAAAUAAAAUUAGUUCAAAUACAAAUUAUACACUCGGUGGAAUAGGUACUAGUUCAUCAUGGAAUUCAGACUUGAGUAGUGCUGCAAGUAAAACACCUAAUUACAAACAGUUAUACGAAGAAGAAAAAGUACUAACAAACGGUUUACGUGAAGAGGUAAAAGCAGCCCAGAAAGAACUGAAGGAAUUAGAAGACGCCUUGGAAAAUUCAGUUGGUAGACGAAGACCUAGUGAGGUUGAACAACGGAAAAUGGAAAGAAGAAUUUCAGAAUGUGAACAAGAACUUAAAUUAAUUGAGAAAUUACGUGCUGAAUCUGAGAAAUUACAUGCUGAACAUCGAGCACUUAUCCGAGUGGUGUCACGUUUAAACAGAGAACAGUAAAUAAAACAAAUUUUUUUCUAAAAAAAAUAAAAUAAACAACAAUUUACCAUUUUCUUUCUUUAUCAAUAUUUAACUAACAUGAAUAGUGAAACAAAACUCUGUUCUUUACUUCUUUAAACAUGAUAGUUAUAUUUAUACAUAAAGAUUCUUUUUAAUUUCAUAAUAAUGUUAAUUCAUUUGAAUGUAUGAAUAAAUAAAAUUAAAAUAUUUAUCGAA
Messenger RNA from Schistosoma rodhaini, 1829 nucleotides. NCBI's taxonomy places the organism in Eukaryota, Metazoa, Platyhelminthes, Trematoda, Strigeidida, Schistosomatidae. The record is from the annotation of a GenBank genome assembly.